AUGGGGCGGGGCAGAGUGAUAGAGAAACAAAGAGAGCAAAUUAACCAGCAGGGCACGGACAGCGCGCACACUGGUGUGGAGGGUCAAGCUUCCUGCCCUCCUGAGUGGACUCAGUUUGGCUCUCGCUGUUUCCGUUUCAACAUCGGGCCAAAAACCUGGCCCGAUGCAGAGAGCUUCUGCCACACUGCUGGUGGGAAUCUGGCUUCCAUCCACUCAGAUGAAGAACAUAUAUUUAUCAGAAACUACAUUCACCAAGUGUCUGGAGCUUACAAACUUUCCUGGAUCGGAGGCACUGACUCAGUGAAGGAGGGUACGUGGAUGUGGACUGAUGGAUCCAAAUUCCACUACAAAAGCUUCUAUGUGGGGGAGCCUAACAACUGUUGUGGAGGGGAGAACUGUCUUGUAAUGAACUCGGGUGGAGAAAACUGGAACGACGCAGGUUGGACCUACCAGGCUUCUUUCGUAUCCAAGAACACAUUCUUCAAUGCGGGGCAGUCUGACAACGUCGGGGGGGAGAACUGUCUUGAGAUGAACUUUGAGGGUAAAUAA
This is a messenger RNA of Perca flavescens (yellow perch), 549 nucleotides long. Its product is annotated as galactose-specific lectin nattectin-like. The coding region runs from base 1 to 549 and encodes 182 amino acids. The transcript has 5 exons. NCBI's taxonomy places the organism in Eukaryota, Metazoa, Chordata, Actinopteri, Perciformes, Percidae. The record is from RefSeq and is a predicted model, not a curated record.